Molecule: messenger RNA, 2046 nt
Organism: Selaginella moellendorffii
Lineage: Eukaryota; Viridiplantae; Streptophyta; Lycopodiopsida; Selaginellales; Selaginellaceae
Product: protein kinase PINOID
Exons: 2
Coding region: 296-1999 (567 amino acids)
Biological process (GO): protein phosphorylation
Cellular component (GO): plasma membrane; cytoplasm; nucleus
Molecular function (GO): ATP binding; protein serine/threonine kinase activity
Source: RefSeq, a predicted model, not a curated record
AUGGCGGUUCACCGCAAGCGUGCAACGAACGCGCGCCGCCGCCGCCGCCGCUCCCCGGAUGAAAGAUCACGCUAUCAAGUCACAGUGGUGAUGGAUCGCGGGAGGAGGGGCUAGCGCCCGGCGAUGGACUGACGACUCCAGGCCAUCGCCCAAGGCCAGUGACUUACAUUCCAAGCUGGGUCCUCUCUUCGUCACCGGCGGGGAUGGAGGCGGAGGUGGCGAUGCGGUGGUGAGAGCUUUUGCAAAGAUCUUCAAGCUCGACAACGGCAAGAAGAAAGAGGAAGAAGAUCGCAGCAUGCCUCCACACGCAGUAGCAGCAGAAGAAAGAGGAGGAGAAGAGGAUGGUUGCGUCCAGCAAACUUCUUCGCUGCUGCGAUGCAUCACUUCCACCGCCGGCAGUUGCAAGCCCGCUCGAUGCUACAGCCAGGGGGACUUCCGGAUCAUCAAGUCGAUCGGGCAUGGUGACAUGGGGACCGUGUUCUUGGUGGCUCUCCGCGGGGACAACUCGCCGUAUGCCAUGAAGGUGAUGAAGAAGGAGGUAUUGGCGGCGAGGGAGAACUUCCACAGGGCCCAGACUGAGAAGGAGAUACUCAAGGCCUUGGAUCAUCCGUUUCUUCCUCGGCUGCUAGCUCACUUUGAGACGGACAAGCACACGUUCCUCGUGACGGACUACUGCUGUGGAGGAGAUCUCAACGUGUUACGGCAGAAGCAGCCGGACAAGCGGUUCUCGGAGAGCGCUACCAGGUUCUAUGCUGCCGAGGUUUUGCUAGCUCUCGAGUAUCUCCACGAACACGGCAUCAUCUACCGGGACCUCAAGCCCGAGAACAUCCUCAUCAAGGAGAACGGUCACGUAAUGCUCACAGACUUUGAUCUCUCGCUCAACCUCGCCACCAAGAAGAAGACGUCCUCCUCCUCCUCGUCACCUCUCUUUACGGACAAGAAGAAGAAGCCGAGCAAGCCGAGGCGGCUCUCUUGUGGACUCCACUUCGAGCUCCCGAGGAUCAUCACCCAGAGGAGGAAGAAUACGAGCAAAAGCUGCAAGAAGGCCGUGGCUAGAAUCUUCCCCAGGAGCUGCGGCUCCUCCUCGGAUUGCCGAUCCAAUUCCUUCGUUGGCACCGAGGAGUACGUCGCUCCCGAGGUGGUGUGGGGAUCCGGCCAUGGACUGCCGGUGGACUGGUGGACGUUUGGAGUCUUCCUCUACGAGCUCGUCUACGCCAAGACUCCAUUCAAAGGCUCGAGGAGGAAGGAUACGUUCUACAACAUCCUUUGCAAGGAGGUGGAGCUUCCAGGCCCUCCGACGCCGCUCAAGGAUCUCAUCGCCGGGCUGCUCGUCAAGGACCCGGAGCAAAGGCUGGGAUCCAGGCAGGGAGCGUUGGAAGUGAGAAACCACGCCUUCUUCCAGGGAGUGAGAUGGAGCGAGGUGGAGCUGGUAGCGCGGCCGCCGGUGGUUCCACCACCUUUCUCGCUCGAGGAGAUCGAGCGAGGCAGGAAGUUUAGAGAGGUUGGCAUUGACGACAAUCACCACAGCCAGGAGCUGCUAGCCAGGAAGAAGAAGCUCCAAGCAGUGAAGCAGCUCCAGGAGGGGAUGCUGGCGCAAGCUUGUCCUCCGGCCUUGCAAGACGUGGAGAUUUGCUCGUCGUAUGAUAAGUACGCUGCCGAGGAGAGGCUUCCCCGAGCUGGAAGUUGCGAUCUUCCUCCUCCUCGGUUGCUCGAAGAGUGUGGUGACGAGGAGGAGGAAGAUGGCGUUGUGGUGUUGCGAACUUCGACGCUGCUGGCCUCUGACGGUGCUCGGGAGGAGAUUGGAGCCAAGACUUUGGAGCUUCUCGACUCGAAAGCUGCGGUGGGACUGGUGUUUGAAGUCACGAGCGAGGGUGACGGUGGCGGCGGCGAGGACGGUGGCAAAGUCGUCGUCGUCGUCAAGAAUUUUGAGAGCGAGGAGGAGUUGCAAAAGGUCCAGCAGCUCGUAGAGACUGAAUCCAAUUCAUUCGACGUGUUUUGAUUAGAUACAUGGAAGGAAGAAAGCAAAGCAAGAACUUUCUUUUGGUC